AUGUUUUCCUCAUACAGAUACGUAGAUCCCCUCUGUGGCAUUCGUCGGCCUGCCCCGAUAUCCAGAGGUUCUAAAGACGCCAUCGCCACAAAUCCUGCAAGGUCUGACAAGCUCAUGCGGGAGCGGUCGAUACGAACGAAUAGGAAACACAAAUUUGUGGAUUGUUUGUCUAACCAGGAUGUAAAUAUCGCCGAGCUGAGGAAACUUGCAUGGGCUGGGAUACCCAACGAACUUCGGCCAAUGGCAUGGCAAUUACUUCUUGGCUACCUACCCCUCGCCAGUCCUCUCCGCGCAGCUACCCUUGCUCGAAAACGGAACGAAUAUACAUCUCUAGUAGAAGUAGCAUUUGCUCGCGAUCGAGAAGGUGUAGACCAGCAGAUAUGGCAUCAGAUUGAGAUAGACGUUCCACGUACACGUCCUGGUGUUCGUCUUUGGAUGUAUGGCUCGACUCAACGAAGUCUGGAACGAAUUCUCUACGUCUGGGCGAUCCGACAUCCAGCUAGUGGCUACGUCCAAGGCAUCAACGAUCUCGUAACACCUUUCUUCCAAGUUUUCCUGUCCGCAUAUAUCGAUUCUGAUCCGGAGGAAUUCGAUCCCGCGUUGCUCCCAAAGAGCGUUUUCAACGCGGUUGAAGCUGACUCAUUUUGGUGUCUCUCUCGUUUACUGGACGGCAUACAAGACAACUACAUAUUCGCUCAGCCCGGCAUCCAACGCAGUGUACGUAGAAUGGCAGAUCUUGUCGCAAGAAUUGAUGCACCCUUGUCCUCCCAUCUCGAAUCUCAGAAUGUCGAAUUUAUGCAGUUCGCUUUCCGAUGGAUGAAUUGCUUGUUGAUGCGGGAGAUUAGCGUUCAGAAUACUAUCCGGAUGUGGGACACGUAUCUGGUAUGCCCCGACGCGUUUUCGCAAUUCCAUCUCUAUGUUUGCUCGGCGUUUCUAGUUAAGUGGAGUGAAAAGCUUCGUCAAAUGGACUUUCAGGGCAUCAUCAUGUUCCUACAAUCUCUACCUACACAAGGAUGGGGUGACCACGAAGUCGAGAUGCUGCUCAGUGAAGCAUUCGUGCUCAAUUCGAUAUGGCACAAUGCCCAGAGUCAUUUUAAUGGAAAGUAG
This is a messenger RNA of Lentinula edodes (shiitake mushroom), 1107 nucleotides long. Its product is annotated as rab-GTPase-TBC domain-containing protein. Gene Ontology annotation, molecular function: GTPase activator activity. Gene Ontology annotation, cellular component: Golgi apparatus. The record is from RefSeq and is a predicted model, not a curated record. The transcript has 7 exons. Lineage: Eukaryota; Fungi; Basidiomycota; Agaricomycetes; Agaricales; Omphalotaceae. Bases 1 to 1107 code for a protein of 368 amino acids. Gene Ontology annotation, biological process: activation of GTPase activity.